Molecule: messenger RNA, 4531 nt
Organism: Nomia melanderi (Alkali bee)
Lineage: Eukaryota; Metazoa; Arthropoda; Insecta; Hymenoptera; Halictidae
Product: RNA helicase aquarius
Biological process (GO): mRNA splicing, via spliceosome
Cellular component (GO): catalytic step 2 spliceosome
Molecular function (GO): helicase activity; mRNA binding
Source: RefSeq, a predicted model, not a curated record
CAAUCAGUAACCUUCGACAUUUACUACAAAAAUGUAGUGGUGUAUAAAGCCAUGCGUCGUUAGAAGUUUAUAAACUAUAAAGGUUAUGUUGUGAACAGUGAGAGAUUAAUAAGUCAACAUGGAAAAUCAAAACGGUACAGCUGUUAAAAGUAAUAAUCCUGCUCCUACAGUUGAGCAGAUUAAUGCUGAUCGAAUAACUCAGCUUGCAAAUAAAUAUUGGGCACCUCAUACAACAGAUUCGCAUCUCCCUUUCAAUCCUCAAAUAGUAGAGGACAUUUAUGUGCAAGAAAUAUGUGCAUCGAAGUUCUCUAUUCGAAGAAUCAUGAUGUUAGAAUUCAGUCAAUAUUUAGAGAACUUUUUAUGGCCAAAUUAUAAUGCAAGCAAUGCAACUCGUGCUCAUACCAUGUCCAUUGUUGUUAUGGUCAAUGAAAAAUUUCGUGAACGUGUUCAGGUUUGGGAAGCGUUUGAGAAGAAUCCAGAACAUUUCCCAGAGUUCUUCCAAAAUGUUUUAGAAGCCUGUCUUGAAGAUAGUAUAAUGGAUUUUGAUUUAAAAGAACAGACAGCUCUGAUUGUAUUUUUGAAUCAUUGUUUUAAUUCUAUGGAAGUAUUAUUAGUUCGAGAAGAAGUAAAAAGAUUAGUCUCGUUGUCCAUGUGGAUCUCACUACAACAAGGUCGUAGAGAAUUAGAAUUUAGAAAAUAUCCAAAGUGGAGAAAAUAUUGGAAAAUUUUAAGGAAAAAAGACAAUCCAGAACUUAAAGAGAAGUUGGAAUGGGAGAGGAAAUUUCUACAUAGAUUAAUGAUCAAAUUUAUGACAAUUUUGGAAACAAUUUCGGAAGAAGGACCACUUUUACCAGAUAAAGUACGGUACUGCGAAAGAUUCCUUGAACUAGUAAUAGAUUUGGAAGCUCUGUUACCAACUAGGCGUUUCUUCAAUACUGUGAUGGACGAUUGUCAUUUGGUAGUGCGGUGUCAGUUAUCAAAGUUAUUAGACCGUCCUGAAGGUGGAUUAUUUGGACAGCUGCUGGAGAUGCUGAAGUUCUACGCGAGGUUCGAGAUCAACGAGGAGACCGGCGAUCCGCUGACGGAUCACGAUAUGACGCAGCUGCACUACACCAAGAUCACUUCCCUUCAGAAAGCGGUCUUCGCGAAGUUCCAGGACCUGCGAAAUUUCGCUCUGACGAACGUGGCCAGCGUGGACACGAGGGACGCCCUUUACAGGCACUUCGGCUCGCUCAGCCAGGAGAAGCUGAGAUCGAUCGCGAGCUACCUGAGUCUUGUGCCAUCGGAAGAACGGGAGAAAGAAGAGAAUUGGUAUCGGUACGACAUAGACUUCCUCCGUGAACUUCUGAUCUCUCGCCAUGAACGCAGAGCCUCCCAAUUGGAAGAGCUCAACGAGAUGCCGUUGUACCCCACGGAAGAGAUCAUCUGGAACGAGAGUAUCGUUCCGACGGAAUAUUUCUCCGGCGAAGGAUGUUUGGCCCUGCCGAAACUGAAUCUGCAGUUCCUUACUUUGCACGAUUACCUGUUAAGGAAUUUCAAUCUCUUUCGCUUGGAGUCUACCUAUGAGAUACGUCAGGAUAUCGAGGAUGCCGUGAGCAGGUUGAGCCCUUGGCGAGCCGAAGACGGCGGUGUUUACUUUGGUGGCUGGGCCAGGAUGGCUCAGCCUAUCACUCAGUUCGCGGUGGUCGAGGUGGCGAAGCCUAACAUCGGCGAGAAGAGACCGUCCAGGGUGCGAGCUGACGUUACCAUAAACUUGAGCGUCCGUAAAGAGAUUAAAUCUGAAUGGGAGAAUCUACGGAAACACGAUGUUUGUUUUCUGAUCACUGUCAAGCCACAAAACCCGAUUGGCACCAAAUACAGUCAUAAAUUGCCGUUCGUCCCACAAGUUGGUUUAACAACCGUGAGAGGAUGCGAAGUCGAGGGUAUGCUAGAUUCCAAUGGCAGAGUAAUAGAAGACGGUCCAGAACCUAGACCAAUUUUACCUGGUGACACUAGAACGUACAGGGUCUGGCUAGAUUCCAAUCAAUAUCGAAUCGACAUGGAUAACGCUAGUCACGGUGGCGAGGAUGUGUACGAGGGGUUUAAUAUUAUAAUGAGACGAAAACCAAAGGAAAAUAACUUUAAAGCGGUCCUAGAGACUAUCAGGGAACUUAUGAAUACAGAGUGCGUUGUUCCUGAUUGGCUCCACGAUAUAAUUCUUGGUUAUGGUGAUCCCGGCGCGGCUCGUUACGCCAGAAUGCCAAAUGAAAUCGCAACAAUGGAUUUUAAUGACACGUUUCUCGAUAUGGAUCAUUUACGCUCCAGCUUUCCUCAGUAUGAAAUUAAAGUUUCUACAGACGAUGAAAAGAAACUAGUGCGACCUUUCCGUUUAACGUUCCUGGAUGUUCUUGCCAAACAGAACAAUGAACCGAUAAAUAAAGUUAUCAGGGUUGAGCCACAUGUUCCACCCAGUCGGGGUCCUUAUAAAGCCAACGAACCUAAGAAAAAUCAGAUCCCGUUUACACCGACACAAGUCGAAGCUAUUAGGGCUGGUAUGCAACCAGGAUUGACACUUGUCGUGGGUCCUCCUGGUACUGGUAAAACGGACGUCGCUGUACAAAUUAUUUCAAAUCUGUAUCACAAUUUCCCCAAUCAAAGAACGCUAAUAGUCACACAUUCUAACCAAGCGUUGAAUCAACUUUUUGAAAAGAUCAUGGCACUCGAUAUUGAUGAAAGACACUUGCUCCGUCUUGGUCAUGGAGAAGAAGCAUUAGAAACGGAAAAAGAUUUCAGCAGAUACGGUAGAGUUAACUAUGUCUUAGCUAAACGUCUGGAUCUUCUAAUGGAAGUUCAACGACUGCAGGAAUCUCUGAAUGUGAAAGGUGACGUAGCGUACACGUGUGAAACAGCCGGACACUUUUUUAUGUAUCAAAUAUUAGCAAGAUGGGAACGCUUUGAGUCUAGACUCAAACAAAGACAAGGGACAGAGAAAAAUUCACCCCCUGCUUUUAUAAUCGACGAGGAAUUUCCAUUUCAUAAGUUUUUCGAUAACGCGCCGCAACCCUUAUUUAAACGUAACACGUAUGCAGAGGACAUGGAAAUAGCGCGCAGUUGUUUCAGAUAUAUAGAAAGAAUCUUUGCACAAUUAGAAGAAUUUAGGGCAUUCGAAUUGCUGCGAUCGGGUCUGGACAGAUCAAAGUAUUUAUUGGUUAAAGAGGCAAAAGUUAUUGCUAUGACCUGUACUCACGCCGCUCUCAAAAGACGCGAACUUGUGGAUAUGGGUUUCAAGUACGACAACAUUCUCAUGGAGGAAUCGGCGCAAAUUUUAGAAAUAGAAACUUUCAUACCAUUGUUGUUACAAAAUCCACAAGAUGGAUACAAUCGAUUGAAACGUUGGAUAAUGAUAGGAGAUCAUCAUCAGUUACCGCCGGUUAUUAAAAACAUGGCUUUUCAGAAGUACUCAAACAUGGAGCAAUCUCUUUUCGCGAGAUUCGUUAGAUUAGGCGUACCCACUGUUGAUCUCGAUGGUCAAGGUCGUGCUAGGCCCAGUAUUUGUAACCUCUACAAUUGGCGGUACAAAAAGUUGGGAAAUCUCGCUCACGUGGAACGCAGUCCGGAGUAUCUGGUAGCAAAUGCCGGAUUCUUGUACGACUUUCAACUCAUCAAUGUUGAAGACUUCAACGGAGUGGGAGAGAGCGAGCCUAGUGCUUACUUUUAUCAAAAUCUCGCUGAAGCUGAAUACUGCGUCGCUGUGUUUAUGUACAUGCGAUUACUUGGUUACCCUGCCGAUAAGAUCAGUAUACUGACCACUUACAACGGGCAAAAACAUUUAAUCAGAGAUGUGAUAAAUAUAAGAUGCGCCAGUAAUCCUUUAAUAGGUCGACCGAAUAAAGUAACAACAGUUGACAAGUAUCAAGGUCAACAGAAUGAUUAUAUAUUAUUGUCUCUUGUAAAGACUCGCGCUGUAGGUCACUUGCGAGACGCACGACGUUUGGUAGUAGCAAUGUCAAGAGCACGUCUGGGUCUGUACGUGUUUGCUAGAGUUUCCCUGUUCAAGAACUGUUUCGAAUUAACGCCCGCGUUCGAUCAGUUGAUGCAAAGACCACUGAAGCUGCAGCUACUUCCACAAGAGCAUUAUCCUACUGAAAGACUUAACGAUGCUAUUCCAUCUACCUCGCCCAUGGAAAUAGAAGACAUGCCGCAUAUGGCUAAAUUUGUAUAUGAUUAUUACAUGGAGAAAGUCAGCGGUAUGAAAGAAUCACAGAAAGUAUGGCAAAAGCCAGGUACCAUGCAAACAUGCAAUAGUCCAACCCAUAAGGUCCCUGCCCAUCCUGGAGCGGAUGACGAUACAGAUGAUGAAGAACUGAAUCAAACGGACAGCGAGGAUCAAAGCGUCAAGGAAGAGAACAUAGAGCCUAAAUUUGAGCUGAUAAAAAAUCUAGUGGAGGAACCAGCCUCGGAAAACGAAGACAAUGACCGUUAAGCGCUAAUUAAUGUAUAUGGAUAAAUAUAAUUGAAAUAGUAAUAAGAAAUGUUUUGUACUAAAAAUACA